AUGGCCCAUGUCUUAUGGUGGCUUAACAUCUUAUUUCCAGACGUGCGUAGGCCUCAGUCCGAGGCCCGUUUUGAGUUGGUAAGGUGGAAGCUGCCGAGGUUGGGAUGGGCCAAGCUAAAUCUUGAGGGAUCGACCUGCGGGAACCUGGGGGUGUUAGGUGGAGGAGGGUUAUGUAGAAACUUGGAGGGGAACAUUCUUUUUGUGUUUGCUAUGGGUUUUGGAGAAGGGUCGAGCAAUAGAGCAGAAUUGCGGGCUGUAUGGUUCGGCCCAUCCCUUUGUCUGGCCCAGGGCCUUUCAAGGAUUGAGGUGGAAUCUGAUUCAAAGGUUGUCACUAACCUCAUUGGAAGUCAUUCCCAGCAUAAUUGGUCCAGGAGGCACUGGCUUAAGAGAAUUGAGGACCACAUGACCCGAGGCUCCUUCUCCCUACGUCGUAUCCCGAGGGAAGAAAACAUUCCCGCAGACUCCUUGGCCCAUCUGGGCAGUGCCUCCCAAAUGUACUCCUUCUAUUAG
This is a messenger RNA of Magnolia sinica, 510 nucleotides long. RefSeq lists its product as uncharacterized. The transcript has a single exon. The coding region runs from base 1 to 510 and encodes 169 amino acids. Gene Ontology annotation, molecular function: RNA-DNA hybrid ribonuclease activity; nucleic acid binding. The record is from RefSeq and is a predicted model, not a curated record. Lineage: Eukaryota; Viridiplantae; Streptophyta; Magnoliopsida; Magnoliales; Magnoliaceae.